This is a messenger RNA of Anarrhichthys ocellatus (wolf-eel), 2257 nucleotides long. It is a transcript of the gene hmgcs1, whose product is annotated as 3-hydroxy-3-methylglutaryl-CoA synthase 1 (soluble). Gene Ontology annotation, biological process: acetyl-CoA metabolic process. Gene Ontology annotation, molecular function: hydroxymethylglutaryl-CoA synthase activity. The record is from RefSeq and is a predicted model, not a curated record. NCBI's taxonomy places the organism in Eukaryota, Metazoa, Chordata, Actinopteri, Perciformes, Anarhichadidae. The transcript is spliced from 10 exons. Bases 84 to 1631 code for a protein of 515 amino acids.
CCGGACCGUCAGAGAGUGGUGGACCGGACACAAAUAACGGAGUAACGUCAGUAACUUUAGUAACUUUUACCGUCACGCUCAGGAUGCCAGGAUCAGCCCCGAUCAGCUGCUUAGGACCAUGGCCCAAAGAUGUGGGUAUCAUCGCCAUGGAACUGUACUUCCCGUCCCAGUAUGUGGACCAGGCCGAGCUGGAGCAGUUAGACGGUGUAACAGCUGGUAAAUACACUGUGGGCCUGGGCCAAGCUCGCAUGGGCUUCUGCUCAGACCGGGAGGACAUCAACUCUCUGUGCCUGACGGUGGUGCAAAGGUUGAUGGAGAGGAACAGUCUGUCCUAUGACAGCGUGGGCCGACUGGAGGUCGGCACAGAGACCAUCAUCGACAAGUCCAAGUCUGUCAAGACGAUCCUCAUGCAGCUGUUUGAGGACUCUGGCAAUACAGAUGUGGAGGGCAUUGAUACCACAAAUGCCUGCUACGGGGGUACGGCUGCACUCUUCAAUGCCGUCAACUGGGUGGAGUCCAGCUCAUGGGAUGGGCGCUAUGCUCUGGUUGUAGCGGGGGACAUUGCGGUCUACGCCACAGGAAGUGCCCGACCGACGGGAGGUGCUGGUGCUGUGGCCAUGCUGGUCGGGCCUAAUGCUCCUCUGGCCUUUGAACGAGGUCUGCGAGGGACCCACAUGCAGCAUGCAUAUGACUUCUACAAGCCAGACCUGAUGUCCGAGUAUCCAGUGGUGGACGGCAAGCUGUCAAUAGAGUGCUACCUGAGUGCCUUGGACCGCUGCUACUCUGUGUAUCGUAACAAGAUCCACGCACAGUGGCAAAGAGAGGGCUCAGAGGAGCGUUUCAGCCUGGAUGACUUUGACCAUCUAGUCUUCCAUUCUCCGUACUGCAAGCUAGUGCAGAAGUCGUUGGCUAGACUGAUGCUGAAUGACUUUCUAAACCACCCCAGCCCCAACACUGAGACGGGACCCUUCACAGGCCUCGAUGCCUUCAGAGAUGUACGACCAGAAGAGACCUACUUUGACCGGGAUGUGGAGAAGGCCUUUAUGAAGGCCAGUGCAGAUCUGUUCCAGAGGAAGACCAAGCCCUCCCUGCUGAUCUCUAACCAGAAUGGAAACAUGUACACGCCCUCCGUCUAUGGCUGCCUGGCAUCAGUCCUCGCAGAACACACAUCAUCACAGUUGGCAGGACAGAGGGUUGGAGUGUUCUCUUACGGUUCAGGAUUUGCUGCUACUCUGUAUUCUCUCAGAGUCACACAGGACCACACACCUGGGUCUGGUCUGGAGAAACUUGUGUCCAGCCUGAGUGACCUGAAGGCCAGACUGGACUCGAGACAGAAGGUUUCGCCUGCUGUCUUCUCUGAGAACAUGAAGCUGAGAGAAGAGACGCACCACCUCGCCAGCUACGUCCCUCGAGGCCCAGUGGCGGAUCUGUUCCCGGGGACAUGGUACCUGACCCGAAUAGAUGACAAGCACCGUAGGGAAUACGCCCAAAGACCUCUGGACAAUGACCUGUCAGCAGAGCCAGAAAUAGUUCGCUCCAGCACUGCCCCCGAGCACAUCCCCAGUCCAGCCAAGAAGAUGCCUCGCAUCCCUGCAGCCACCGCUGGCCCCGAAGCUGCCGUCAGCAACUGAGCACUGAGCUUACCUCUGAGAGGUAUCAAGGAAACUCUAACAACUAGACGACACUAGAGGUCCGACGGGUAGUAAGACCCAACAGUGUCCCCUCUGAAAACACCAGACUAACUAAAUUAGGUUGGAGCCGUGUGGACGCCUUCCCAUCGUCCCCCUGUUGUCCACAUGUAAUACUGUCGGACAGUAAAGUCCAUAUUUGACCACAGUCUAUUUUGAUCACGAUAAUCAUUUGUUUUAGCAAUCCUUUAUUUCAAUGUUAACAAUUGUACAUAUUUUCCUUUUGCAUUUGUGCAAAGUGGACCGUUUCUAUUUGGGAGAAGCACAGGCAGAUGUUUGCAAAGAUUAUUGCUGAUGUUGAGUUAAACAAGCAGGCUUCCUACUGGCAGCUGGCAGCCAGUGACGGGAAGAGGAAAUGGACAGAAUGAAUGUGGUUGCAGGCCUCCUGCUGAUUUAAAAGAUCAAAGGGAAGUGUGCCGCAACCGUGUUAAUACAUUGAAAAAGUGCUGACGCCACAGCAGCCGGAGGCGGAGCGCCUACCCACCCCACUCUGCUCUUUGUGUUCAAUACCUCAGUUUUCUAUGAAAAGAUGUGGUCAGUUUUCUGCAGCUUCAUCAUGUGACCCUGUG